This is a messenger RNA of Rangifer tarandus platyrhynchus (Svalbard reindeer), 1020 nucleotides long. NCBI's taxonomy places the organism in Eukaryota, Metazoa, Chordata, Mammalia, Artiodactyla, Cervidae. The record is from the annotation of a GenBank genome assembly.
AUGGAGAAGCCUACGGAGCGCUCUGAGCGCGCAAACUUGUCCGGCCCCGGCUUCAUGCCCCGCCCUCCACUGACUGUCCAGGCAGUGACCUUGACCCUGGUGCCCCUCGUGUGCGCCGUGGGGGUGGCGGGCAACGCCAUGGUGGUCCUGGUGGUGGUCCGGAGCCUCCACACGGUCACGUCCACCAACUGUUACCUGGUGAGCCUGGCCACCGCGGACCUGCUGGUGCUCCUGGCGGCCGGAGUGCCCACCGUGACCGAGGCGGCCUCCGCCCGGGUUUGGAUCUUCGGCCACGCCGGCUGCCUGGGCAUCAUCACCUACCUGCAGUACGUGGGCAUCAACGCGUCCACGGGCUCCAUCACCGCGUUCACGGUGGAGCGCUACCUCGCCAUCUGCCGCCCUCUGAGCGCCCAGGCUCUGUGCCCCGCGGCGCGGGCCAAGCGCAUCGCGGCGCUGGUGUGGCUGGGCACCGGCGCCUGCUGCGUGCUCUGGCUCUUCUUGGUGGACACGCGCGAGGCCGCGUACGCCGACGGCGUGCAGGGUCACGCGCGUGCUCUUCGCGGGGCCGCUGCCUCCUGGCGACCCCCCGCGGGCCAAGGGCGCUUGUCUUCCCGCGGCCGGAGGGGAGCCCUCAGCUCCCGGAAGCAGGUCACCAAGAUGCUGGCUGUGGUGGGGGUCCUUUUCGCUCUGCUGUGGCUGCCCUACCAUGCCCUGGUGGUGGUGAAUUCCUUUCUAAGCCCGCCCUACCUCAACCUUGGCUUCCUUCUCUUCUGCCGCCUUUGCAUCUACGUGAACAGCGCCGUCAACCCCAUUGUCUACGCCCUCAUGUCCCAGCGUUUCCGGGAGGCCUUCCAUGGGCUGUUUCAGUACCAUCUGGCCCGGCCCAAGGCCCUGCCCCGGGAGGCCAGCCUUGUUUACUACGGGGUCAUCAGAGACUGUUCCCAGCACAGACUGGGCUCUUGGAAGAAACCAGGGGGUGUGAUGUCCAGACAGGAAGGGGAUCCUGCCACUUCACGGUGA